GCCUUUGUGUGUCUCCUGCUGAUCGGAGCAGCGAGCGUAACGGCCAAACCCAAGCCCGGAGGAGGCGGCUGGUCUUCGGGUGGCGGUGGCGGCGGCGGCGGUGGCGGUUGGUCAUCGGGCGGUGGAGGCGGCUACGGUGGUGGUGGCGGUGGCGGACAUGGCGGUGGUGGCGGCGGCGGUGGUGAUGUCCAGGUCAUCAAAGUCAUCACAGAAAGCGGCGGCGGCGGUGGUGGCGGUGGCGGUGGCUGGUCUUCUGGCGGAGGCGGUGGAGGCGGCGGUUGGUCCUCUGGCGGCGGAGGCGGCGGUGGCUGGUCUUCGGGAGGAGGCGGUGGUGGCGGCGGCGGCGGGGGCGACAUAAAGCUCAUUAAGAUCAUCAGCCUGGGCAGCGCUGGCGGCGGUGGUGGCGGCCAUGGAGGCGGUGGCGGCGGCGGUGGCUGGUCCUCAGGCGGUGGUGGAGGCGGCGGCUGGUCUUCCGGUGGUGGCGGUGGAGGCGGCGGUGGUGCCACCAAGGUCAUCAAAAUCAUUAAGCUGAGCAGCGGCGGCGGCGGUGGCGGUCAUGGUGGUGGCGGUGGCGGCGGCGGCGGUGGCUGGUCCUCGGGUGGUGGCGGUGGUGGCGGCGGCGGCGGCUGGCAGCCAGCCGGCGGCUGGGCCUAAGGCUCCCCAGGCACAGCCCCCAACCACAGCAACCUGUAUAUACUGUACAUAACUGAGAAAUUGUUUGUAAUUUCCUUAUUUUUUUUUUAAACUUUUUUUUAUAUACGAAUUUCCUAUGUAACAGAAGAAAGAGAAGAAAUUGUGUUGUAUUAUGUAAAAAGAUUGCAAAGUCGCAACUUGGCCAAAAGACUACCGAAUAUUUCACGAAUAACCAAUAAAUGUAAACACUAUCAACUGUUAACUAAGGGCCCGAGGGCCUCUGUCUUCCAUGCUGCAUAGAUCUAUAAAUCUCUGGAUUGCCACACAACUGAAGGAUCUUUGUCUCACGGUGAUAUAAUGACAGCAAAAGUCU
Drosophila navojoa is the source of this 1006-nucleotide messenger RNA. RefSeq lists its product as uncharacterized. The record is from RefSeq and is a predicted model, not a curated record. NCBI's taxonomy places the organism in Eukaryota, Metazoa, Arthropoda, Insecta, Diptera, Drosophilidae.